This is a messenger RNA of Physeter macrocephalus (sperm whale), 1153 nucleotides long. RefSeq names its product microtubule-associated protein RP/EB family member 1-like. Bases 65 to 880 code for a protein of 271 amino acids. The record is from RefSeq and is a predicted model, not a curated record. Gene Ontology annotation, cellular component: cytoplasmic microtubule; microtubule plus-end; spindle midzone. Gene Ontology annotation, molecular function: microtubule plus-end binding. NCBI's taxonomy places the organism in Eukaryota, Metazoa, Chordata, Mammalia, Artiodactyla, Physeteridae. Gene Ontology annotation, biological process: spindle assembly; protein localization to microtubule; regulation of microtubule polymerization or depolymerization. The transcript is spliced from 2 exons.
ACGAGACGAGGACGGAACCGGAGCCGGGUACGGGCAGCGGACGCGGUCCAGCCGAGAGCCGAAGAUGGCAGUGAAUGUGUACUCAGCGUCGGUCACCAGUGAUAACCUCAGUCGACAUGACAUGCUGGCCUGGAUCAAUGAGUCUCUGCAGUUGAAUCUGGCAAAGAUUGAACAGUUGUGCUCAGGGACUGCCUAUUGUCAGUUUAUGGACAUGCUGUUCCCUGGCGCCAUUGCCUUGAAAAAAGUGAAAUUCCAAGCUAAGCUAGAACACGAAUACAUCCAGAACUUCAAAAUACUACAAGCAGGUUUUAAGAGGAUGGGUGUUGACAAAAUAAUUCCUAUAAUUCCUGUGGACAAAUUAGUAAAAGGAAAGUUUCAGGACAAUUUUGAAUUCGUUCAGUGGUUCAAGAAGUUUUUUGAUUUAAACUAUGAUGGGAAAGACUAUGACCCUGUAGCUGCCAGACAAGGUCAAGAAACUGCGGUGGCCCCCUCCCCUGUUGCUCCAGCUCUGAACAAACCGAAGAAACCUCUCAGCUCUAGCAGCGCAGCUCCGCAGAGGCCCAUUGCAACACACAGAACGACUGCAACCCCUAAGGCUGGCCCGGGCGUGGUGCAGAAGAAUCCUGGUGUGGGGAACGGGGAUGACGAAGCAGCCGAAUUGAUGCAGCAGGUCAACGUGUUGAAACUUACCGUCGAAGACUUGGAGAAAGAGAGAGAUUUCUACUUUGGAAAGCUAAGGAACAUUGAACUGAUUUGCCAGGAGAACGAGGGGGAAAACAACCCUGUAUUGCAGAGGAUUGUGGACAUUCUCUAUGCCACAGAUGAAGGCUUCGUGAUACCUGAUGAAGGGGGCCCGCAGGAGGAACAAGAAGAGUAUUAACAGCCUGGACCAGCUGAGCAUCAUCCGAAUUCUUCACUCCAAAUCAUGUGCUUAACUGUAAAAUAUUCCCUUUUAUUAUUCUUAGAGGACUCACUGGUUUCUUUUCAUAAGCAAAAAGUACCUCUUCUUAAAGUGCACUUUGCAGAAGUUUUUCACUCCUUUUCCAAUAAGUUUGAGUUAGGAGCUUUUACCUUGUAGCAGAGCAGUAUUAACAUCUAGUUAGUUCACCCAGGAAACAAAGAGGCUGACCAUGGGGCUCACUGUGUGGAUGUU